UCCUGCUUCUCACACAGACUGAAUAUGGGGACAAGUCUGCACUCUCCAGCACAGACAUUGCUUUCUUCUACAGAUUUUCAUUUUUGAUGCUCUUUUUUUUCCUGGCUUCAACCACAGUGCAGGAAUCCUUCCUUUUGAAGCACUAAUAUACUUAGGAUUGAGUACCUAUUAUUUAUGAACCCACCAACUUCUCGAUAAAAUACAGUACCAUACCUAAUGCCACCUGGGGCAUCAUUGUAGUAGAUAUAUAUAUACCGUAUAUAUCUUAUUUUUUAUUUUUUUUUAGUUUGUUUCUCUAACACAGAGGAUAGUUGUGUUCUGGAUGUGAAUAUUAAGGAACUUUUCACCUUUCAGCUUAGAAGUGGAUUCCUUCUGUCUUGAAUAACUAUGUUUGAUAUCUUGCAUCAUAUGAUGUCAAGGUCAAGAAGGAGGACUGUGCUCCUACUGGGCUACUUUCUUGUGCUUUUGGGAUGCUCUGCUGGUCAACAAUCUUUCAAUGCAGAGUCCAGACUUGGAACACAGGAUGCAAAUGAUGGGUCUACAGUGGUUAGUAGGACCCGCAGGAGGGGAUCACAGUAUGCUCUGCACGGGCCAAAUGUAUGUGGAUCAAGAUUUCAUUCUUACUGUUGCCCUGGGUGGAAAACGCUUCCUGGAGGAAAUCAGUGUAUUGUCCCAAUUUGUAGAAAUAGCUGUGGGGAUGGAUUCUGCUCCCGUCCAAAUAUGUGCACAUGCUCCAAUGGUCAAGUUUCCCCAGCCUGUGUAACUAAAACAGUCUCGCAAUGUAGCAUUCGAUGCAUGAAUGGAGGGACGUGUGUUGAUGAUCAGUGUCGAUGUCAGAAGGGCUAUGUUGGAGCUCAUUGUGGACAACCCGUCUGUGAAAAUGGUUGUCAGAAUGGAGGCCGUUGCAUUGGACCCAAUCGAUGUGCAUGUGUAUAUGGAUUUACUGGUCCUCAGUGUGAAAGAGACUAUAGAACAGGGCCCUGCUUCACUCAAGUCAGCAAUCAGAUGUGUCAGGGUCAGGUGACUGGUAUCGUGUGCACAAAAACACUCUGCUGUGCAACCAUCGGACGUGCCUGGGGACACCCAUGUGAGAUGUGCCCUGCUCAACCACAACCCUGCCGUCGUGGCUACAUUCCCAAUAUACGUAGUGGAGCCUGCCAAGAUAUUGAUGAAUGCCAAGCAAUUCCUGGACUCUGUCAUGGAGGAAACUGUAUUAAUACAGAUGGAUCUUAUGAAUGCAAGUGUCCUAUUGGUCAUAAGCAGAGCGAAACAACACAAAAAUGUGAAGAUAUUGAUGAAUGCAGCACUAUUCCUGGAAUUUGUAAUGGAGGAGAAUGUUCCAACACAAUUGGUAGCUAUUAUUGUAUUUGUCCACGUGGAUAUCUUACAUCUGUUGAUGGCUUGCAAUGUAUCGAUCAGAGAUCUGGUACAUGCUUCUCCAGCCUUGUGAAUGGACAUUGUGCUCAGGAGUUAACAGGCAGAUUUACAAAAAUGCAGUGUUGUUGUGAAUCUGGUCGUUGCUUUGCAUUGGGAUCCAUACCAGAGUUGUGUCCAGUCAGAGGCUCUGAUGACUACCGAAGGAUCUGCAUUGAUGGCGCUCCAUUUGGGGGACCAAGACCUGGAGGUCCAGGGGGAUUUGGCCCCAAUGGGUUUGGCCCUGGAAAUGGAUAUAUUCCUGUGCCUGGUGGAAAUGGAUUUCCUCCCAUUAUAGGAGGAACAGGAGUAGAUGGAGCAGGCACUGGCAGCAGUGGAGGUGUUGCAACAUUAAAUCAAACAAUAGACAUAUGCAAACAGUACCCAAAUCUUUGCCUUAAUGGACGAUGUAUUCCCAACCUUAAUAGCUAUCGUUGUGAAUGUAACAUGGGAUACAAGCAAGAUACACAAACAGAAUGCAAUGAUGUUGAUGAGUGCACAUCAAAUCCAUGUACUAAUGGUGACUGUGUUAAUACACCUGGAUCGUAUUACUGUAAGUGCCACUCUGGCUUCCAAAGAACUCCCACCAAACAAGCUUGUAUUGAUAUUGAUGAAUGCAUCCAGAAUGGCAUUCUCUGCAAGCAUGGUCGGUGUGUAAAUACUGAAGGUAGCUUCCAAUGUAUUUGCAAUGCCGGCUUUGAGCUAACUGCUGAUGGAAAGAACUGUGCAGAUCAUGAUGAAUGUGCCACAUCAAAUAUGUGUUUAAACGGAAUGUGUAUAAAUGAGGAUGGAAGCUUCAAGUGCAUCUGUAAACCAGGAUUUGUUCUGGCAGCCAGUGGUCGCUAUUGUACAGAUGUUGACGAAUGUCAAACACCAGGCAUAUGUAUGAAUGGACAUUGUAUAAACACAGAAGGGUCUUUUCGCUGUGAAUGCCCUCCUGGCUUGGUUGCUGGGGUAGAUGGGCGUGUUUGUGUUGAUACACACAUGCAUAGUACUUGCUAUGGAGCCAUCAAAGCAGGGGUUUGUGUCAAUCAGUUUCCCAGAACUGUGACCAAAUCUGAGUGCUGCUGUGCCAACCCAGACUACGGCUUUGGAGAACCAUGCAAACCAUGUCCACCGCGCAACUCAGCUGAAUUUCAUGGACUUUGCAGUGGAGGAAUUGGAAUUACUCUUGAUGGAAGAGACAUCAAUGAAUGUGCUCUUGAUCCUGACAUCUGUUCCAAUGGGGUUUGUGAAAACCUGCGAGGAAGCUUCCGUUGUAAUUGUAAUAGCGGCUAUGAAUCGGAUUCUUCAGGAAGGAAUUGUAUUGACAUAGAUGAAUGCUUGGUGAAUAGACUGCUGUGUGACAAUGGUCUCUGCCGAAAUACUCCUGGAAGUUAUACCUGCUCAUGUCCUAAGGGAUACUUGUUCAGAUCUGAUACCGAUACCUGUGAAGACAUAAAUGAAUGUGAAAGCAGUCCAUGUGUUAAUGGGGCAUGUCGAAAUAUUCUUGGCUCAUUUCAGUGUGAGUGUUCUCCUGGAAGUAAGCUGGAUUCCACUGGUCUCAUAUGUAUUGACAGCCUGAAAGGAACUUGCUGGCUUAAUGUUCAAGAUAAUCGCUGCGAGGUCAACAUAAAUGGAGCAACUCUUAAGUCAGAAUGCUGUUCUACUCUGGGAGCUGCAUGGGGAAGUCCUUGUGAAAAAUGUGAAAUUGAUCCAGCCUGUCCACGUGGAUUUGCAAGAGUGAUGGGAGUUACAUGUGAAGAUGUCAAUGAGUGUGAAGUCUUUCCUGGUGUGUGUCCUAAUGGUAUUUGUGUCAAUUCUAUGGGAUCUUUUUCCUGUAAAUGCCAUGAUGGUUUAACUCUGGAUGGAACCGGCAGAAUUUGUCUAGAUCUUCGUAUGGAGCAGUGUUUCCUAAAGUGGGAUGAAGAUGAAUGUGUUCAGCAAGUUCCUGGCAGGUUCCGUCUAGAUGCCUGUUGUUGUACUGUAGGACAAGCCUGGGGCACUGAAUGUGAAGAGUGUCCAAAGCCUGGUACUGCUGAAUAUGAUAUCCUCUGCCCAAGAGGUCCUGGCUUUACCAACAGGGGAGAUGUGUUAUCAGGGAGACCUUUCUAUAAAGAUAUAAAUGAGUGUAAGGCUUUCCCUGGGAUGUGUACAAAUGGAAAAUGCAGAAAUACAAUUGGAAGUUUCAAGUGUAAAUGCAACAAUGGUUUUGCUCUGGAUAUGGAAGAAAGGAACUGCACAGACAUUGACGAAUGCCGAAUUUCCCCUGAUCUUUGUGGCAGUGGUACUUGUGUAAAUACACCUGGCAGUUUUGAAUGUGAAUGCUUUGAAGGCUUUGAAAGUGGCUUUAUGAUGAUGAAGAAUUGCAUGGACAUAGAUGAGUGUGAACGGAACCCUCUAUUGUGCAGGGGUGGAGAAUGUGUAAACACAGAGGGAAGCUUUCUAUGCAAUUGUCCACCUGGACAUGAGCUCACACCAACGGGUGAUGCCUGUGUAGACGUCAAUGAGUGCUUACUCAGUGAAAAUCUUUGUAGAAAUGGAAAAUGUGUGAAUAUAAUUGGUACAUAUCAAUGUUCCUGUAACCCGGGAUACCAAUCCACUCCGGACCGACUGGGCUGCACCGAUAUUGAUGAGUGUAAAAUAUUGAAUGGUGGAUGUGACACACAUUGUGAAAACUCAGAAGGAAGUUAUCAAUGUAGUUGCCUUGAUGGCUAUGCUUUGCUACCGGAUUCAAGAACAUGUGGAGAUAUUGAUGAAUGUGAAGACAACCCUGAGAUCUGUGAUGGAGGCCAGUGUACAAACAUUCCAGGAGAGUAUCGCUGUCUCUGCUUUGAUGGAUUUAUGGCGAGCAUUGACAUGAAAACAUGCAUAGAUGUUAAUGAAUGUGACAUCAAUUCAAACAUCUGCUUGUAUGGUGAAUGUGAGAACACCAAAGGAUCCUUUGUAUGUCACUGUCAGGUGGGGUAUUCAGUGAAAAAGGGCACAACUGGAUGUACAGAUGUGGAUGAGUGUGAGAUUGGCGCUCACAACUGUGACCUACAUGCCACAUGUCUAAAUGUACCUGGAAGCUUUAAAUGUUCUUGCAAGGAAGGCUGGGUUGGCAACGGCAUCACAUGUCAUGACCUCGAUGAAUGUGCCAAUGGAACUCACAGCUGCAGCAUUUCGGCCCAUUGUCUAAACACCCCUGGCUCAUAUCGGUGCUCCUGCAUUGAGGGAUAUACUGGUGAUGGAUUUACAUGUUCAGACAUUGAUGAGUGUGCGGAAAAUGUUAACCUGUGUGAAAAUGGACAAUGUUUGAAUAUCCCCAGCUCAUUCCGAUGUGAAUGUGAGAUGGGCUUCACUCCAGCUCCAGACAGCAAAUCCUGCCAAGAUAUUAACGAGUGUUAUUUCGAGAAUAUUUGCGUUUUUGGAACCUGUCGGAAUCUUCCAGGAAUGUUCCAAUGUGUCUGUGAUGAUGGUUAUGAAUUAGACCAUUCAAGAGGAAAUUGCACAGAUGUGGAUGAAUGUGCAGAUCCUAUUAACUGUGUUAAUGGCUUCUGUGUGAACACUCCUGGGAGAUAUGAAUGCAACUGUCCACCUGACUUUCAGCUUAACCCCACUGGUGUGGGCUGUGUAGAUACAAGAGUGGGAAAUUGUUAUCUGAAUCACGGGCCUCGUGGCGAUGGAACCAUCUCCUGUAGCACAGAGAUUGGUGUUGGUGUAAGCAGAUCAUCAUGCUGUUGCUCUCUUGGAAGGGCAUGGGGAAACCCUUGUGAGAUAUGUCCACCAGUUAACAGCUCUGAAUAUAACACAUUGUGCCCUGGCGGAGAAGGUUUCAGACCAAACCCUAUUACCAUUCUUUUAGAAGAUAUUGAUGAGUGCCAGGAGUUACCAGGUCUAUGCCAAGGCGGUAAUUGUAUAAAUACCUUUGGAAGCUUCCAGUGUGAAUGUCCACAAGGCUACUACCUUAGUGAGGAAACUCGUAUAUGUGAAGAUAUUGAUGAAUGUGUCACUAAUCCCGGAGUCUGUGGUCCAGGAAUAUGCUACAAUACUUUGGGGAACUUUACAUGCAUAUGCCCUCCAGAGUACAUGCAGGUUAAUGGUGGACACAACUGUAUGGAUAUGAGGAAGAGUUAUUGUUACAGGACUUACAAUGGAACCAUGUGUGAGAAUGAACUGCCGUUUAAUGUCACAAAAAAGAUGUGUUGCUGUACAUAUAAUAUUGGCAAAGCCUGGAAUAAGCCUUGUGAACCGUGUCCAACUCCUGGAACAGUUAACUUCAGAAACCUUUGUGGAGCAAUCCCUGGAUUCACCUUUGAUAUACACACCGGUAAAGCUGUCGACAUUGACGAAUGUAAAGAGAUCCCUGGAAUUUGUGCCAAUGGUGUUUGCAUUAACCAGAUAGGCAGCUUCCGGUGUGAAUGCCCAACAGGAUUUAGCUACAACGAUUUACUUUUAGUUUGUGAAGACAUAGAUGAAUGCUCCAGUGGUGACUAUUUCUGCCAGAGAAAUGCAGAUUGCUUAAACAGCCCUGGGAGUUACCGCUGUGAAUGUUCAGCUGGGUUUAAGCUUCUGCCCAAUGGUGCUUGCAUUGAUCGCAAUGAAUGCCUGGAAAUUCCCAAUGUUUGCAGCCAUGGCACAUGCGAGGACACACUGGGCAGUUAUCGCUGCAUUUGCAACAAUGGUUUUAAGGCCUCACCAGAUCGAACAAUGUGCAUGGAUAUUGAUGAAUGUGAGCGCCAGCCAUGUGGAAACGGAACUUGUAAAAACACAGUGGGAUCAUAUAACUGUCUCUGCUAUCCUGGAUUUGAGCUUACUCAUAAUAAUGACUGCAUGGAUAUUGAUGAAUGCAGCUCCUUCCCCGGUCAGGUGUGCAGAAAUGGACGUUGUCUUAAUAAUAUCGGCUCCUUCAUCUGUUUGUGUAAUGAAGGAUAUGAACUCACUGUGGAUGGCAAGAACUGUAUUGACAUCAAUGAGUGUGUAGCUUAUCCUGGAUCAUGUGCUCCUGGAAUUUGUCAGAAUUUGGAGGGUUCAUUCCGAUGUAUUUGUCCUGUGGGGUAUGCAGUCCAAGGUGACACCUGCAUAGAUAUUGACGAAUGUAUUGAAGAGCCCAAUAUAUGCCUUUUUGGAACCUGUGCAAACACACCAGGAAGCUUUCAGUGUGUUUGCCCACCUGAAUUUGUUUUAUCAGAUAAUGGGAGAAGAUGUUUUGAUACUCGGCAAAGCUUUUGUUUUACCAGAUUUGAAAAUGGGAAAUGUUCAGUGCCCAAGGCAUAUAACAGCACAAAAGCAAUGUGUUGCUGCAGCAAAAUGACAGGAGAGGGCUGGGGAGAUCCUUGUGAACUCUGUCCAAAAGAAGGAGAAGUGGCUUUUCAAGAAUUAUGUCCAUUUGGACAUGGUACCAUUACAGGUCCUGAAGGUGACAGAGAAGAUGUCAAUGAAUGCAAAGAAAAUCCAGGAAUUUGUGCAAACGGUCUAUGUAUUAAUACGGAUGGAUCUUUCCGGUGCGAGUGUCCCAUGGGUUAUAAUCUAGAUUAUACUGGAAUCACUUGUGUAGAUACUGAUGAAUGCUCUAUUGGCAAUCCCUGUGGCAAUGGGACAUGUACUAACGCCAUUGGUACUUUUGAGUGCACUUGUGAUGAAGGAUUUGAACCUGGACCUAUGAUGAACUGUGAAGAUAUCAAUGAAUGUGCAUUAAAUCCUCUGAUCUGUGCAUUCAGAUGUAUCAAUACUUACGGUUCAUAUGAAUGUACAUGUCCUGUUGGAUAUGUUCUGAGGGAAGAUCAGAAGAUGUGUAAAGAUCUCGAUGAAUGCUUCGAAGGGAUCCAUGACUGUGAAUCCAGGGGUAUGCUAUGUAAAAACCUCAUUGGGACAUUUAUGUGUAUUUGUCCUCCUGGAAUGACUCGAAGACCAGAUGGAGAAGGUUGUGUAGAUGAGAAUGAAUGUCGCAUAAAACCAGGCAUCUGUGAAAAUGGCCGUUGUGUCAAUUCCAUUGGAAGUUAUCGAUGUGACUGCAAUGAAGGAUUUCAGCCAUCACUUACAGGAACAGAAUGCCUUGAUACACGCCAGGGCUUCUGCUUCUCUGAAGUUCUACAAACAAUGUGUCAGAUGUCAUCCAGCAGUCGCAAUCACGUCACUAAGUCUGAAUGUUGCUGUAAUGGAGGUAGAGGCUGGGGAAACCAAUGUGAACUCUGCCCUCUGCCCCACACUGCUCAGUAUAAAAAGCUUUGCCCACAUGGUACUGGAUACACAACAGAUGGAAAAGAUAUUGACGAAUGCAAAGUGAUGCCAAACCUGUGUCGUAAUGGGCAAUGUGUCAACAACAUUGGUUCUUUUAGAUGCUUUUGUAAUUUUGGAUACACACCUGACAUCGGGGGCACUUCAUGUGUGGAUCUGGAUGAGUGCUCACAGUCCCCCAAACCAUGUAAUUUUAUCUGUAAGAACACAGAAGGCAGCUACCAGUGUUCCUGUCCUCGAGGAUAUAUUCUGCAAGAAGAUGGAAAAACUUGUAAAGAUCUUGAUGAAUGUCAAACCAAACAGCAUAACUGCCAGUUUCUUUGUGUCAACAACAUUGGAAGUUUCAGCUGUAAAUGUCCUCCGGGCUUUACCCAACAUCACACAGCGUGCAUUGAUAACAAUGAAUGUGGAUUGCAAUCUAACUUAUGUGGACCUAAAGGGAUGUGCCAAAAUACCCCUGGCAGCUUCACUUGUGAAUGCCAACGAGGAUUCUCCCUGGAUUCAACUGGCUUAAAUUGUGAUGAUGUUGAUGAGUGUGAUGGAAAUCAUAGAUGCCAGCAUGGAUGUCAGAAUAUAGCUGGUGGAUACCGCUGUGGCUGUCCGCAGGGCUUCGUUCAGCAUUACCAGUGGAACCAGUGUGUUGAUGAGAAUGAAUGUUCUACUCCAAGCACAUGCGGAUCUGCUUCAUGUUACAAUACACUGGGCAGCUACAAAUGUGCUUGUCCACCAGGAUUCUCGUUCGAUCAGUUUUCAUCUUCCUGUCAUGAUGUAAAUGAGUGUUCAUCAGGCAAUCCUUGUAACUACGGCUGUUCCAAUACGGACGGAGGCUAUCUCUGUGGAUGUCCUGCUGGAUACUACAGAGUUGGUCAAGGACACUGUGUGUCCGGAUUGGCAUUUAACAGAGGCCAGUAUUUAUCUGCUAACAGAGAGGAAAGUGAGGAAAAUGCUCUGUCCCCAGAAACGUGUUAUGAAUGUAAAAUAAAUGGCUAUCCAAAGAAAACUGGAAGGGCAAAGAGAAGUUCAAAGGACACUGAUACUGCAGUGAAAGAAGAUGUAAGUUUGAAGAGUCUAGACAUGGAAGAGCCACUGAAAAUAACAUUCAAUAUCUCAGAAUUAAACAAGAAGAAACACAUACUGGAAAUCAUGCCAGCAAUUCAGCCUCUUAAUAACCAUGUGCGCUACGUUAUCUCCAAUGGCAAUAGCACUGUCUUCCGCAUAAAUCAGAAAGAUGGUCUCAGUUACCUCCACAUAGCUCAGAGGAACAUUUUACCAGGAACUUACACACUGGACAUAACCAGCAUUCCCCUUUACAAGAAAAGUGACUUUACUAAACUGGAAGAAAAACACGAUGAAAACUACCUCUUAGGUGAACUUGGGGAGACUCUCAAAAUGAAACUACAAAUAGACAUCUCUUAACCUCAAGCACAAAUGCAAAUUCCAGCCAGUUUUAUCACGUCCACCAUUUUAUUUAUCUAUCUGAGCAUGUUCUCUUUUUGAAAGCUUUAAGGAGUCAGUGACCAAUCUUAACGGACCACUUUUUUGUAUUGCACCUGCACAAUGACUUUUUUUGGACAUAUCAUAUAGAAAUGACAGUUUUACAUUGCAAUAUUAUAAGACAUGCCAUUUAUGGUUAUAUUGAAAUAUAGCCUCAAAUUAUUACGGCGGCUCAAGUUAAAAUAUCUUUGACCCAAGGUCUUCUGCCAGUACCAAAGAACUGAAUAGAAAUAUAUAUCGUAUUAGAAUUUUUGGGUGAAAAUCUCAUUUCAGAUUUCUAAUGUUAAAUUUACCAAGUUAAAAUGUAAACCUGUUUUAUCAAAAUCAGAGUUUAUUCAACAUUUUUAAUUUUUUAUUGUUUUCAAAUAAUGUUAUAAUGAAAAAAGAGUGGACACAUUGCAUUGAUCUUGGCAAAUCAGGACAUCAUUUAUUGGGCACAAAAACUUGGAUCAUGCAGUAUAUGCUGAUAUUGUGUUCUUUUGUUUUGUUUUAUAUCCCAGUGACUAUAACAGACUCUCUGAGUGAUGCCAAAAAAAUCUGACUCAGGGAUCUGGAAAAGAAACUUAAAAACAUUCAAAUAUUGGGGAAAAAAAAGUUUUUCAUAAUACAUAGAAAAGGCCUGGGCAUUCUUUUGAAUGGUUUUUAAAAUAGGGUAUAGUCUCUGUUCACACUACUGUCAUGUCUUGUGUUUCAAACAGACCCCAAUAAAUCUUAAAAUGGAUUCCAUUUACUUAAAGCCAGUUUCUAGAAGGACUGUAGUGGCAACAGAGUCUAGACCAACCAAUGGACACAAAGAACAAUGUCAAUAGCUUAUGCACACUGAGGUUAUUAUUCUGGUAAUUGUCUGCAACUUUUUGAGGAUAUUUUGCUGUUCUCCAUAGUAGAAUGUUAAUGUAUAUUUAUUUGCUGCAGUAAUAUAUAGGAUACAUAGUGAAAAUUAAUUUAAACAAUCACAGAGCCUUUGUUGUUUGUUCAUCUACUUUGUCAUAAUUGAGCCAUUUUCUACACAGUUAUGAACUACUCUGGGUUUUUUACCCUGUGAUGCUGCAGAACAGCAAAUAGGCCUAUUGAAUGUUUGAUGGAUUUUUUUUAAGUCUAAUAGAAACUUUUUAAAUACCACACCAUCAAGCCCUGGAUAUCUUUCAUACCAGCUUUGUAACAUGUAUAGGGCUAGUUUAUAGUAAGGGUAAAGGUGGCAAUGGGCAAGGUGCCUCAACAACUUAAAGGCCUCCACUAUGCUAGAUACUCCCAGCAGCCAGAUAUUAGAGUUUCAUUAUAAUAAAUUCUAUAAUGUAGCUAUCUAAACUAAACAGCACUGGCAUUGUAUGAGCUGCACACAUACAUCAAUAACCCCACAAAGGUAUCUGAAAGUAGAGGUUUACUUAAGGGGGCGUCACUUCAGUUAAUUAAACCGGAGGUUAAUGUUGAGUCGAUGCUACAGGAUAGCACAAAGAUAGAAGGGGGCAUCUACUAAAUAUUUUGCCCAUGGGUUCCACCAUCCUUGAAAUAGCCUUGAACACAUGUAUUACACUUGUCUUAUAUGGUUUUAUUCUUCAUCUGCUGUAGUAAAAUGAAAGCUUCAUCAUAACUUUUUCUGACAUUUUAUUCACAUAUGUACUGUAUUUCUCCAGAUGUCUCAUAAUGUUCUGUACAACAUGGUGCUCUAUUAUCUAUUUACUGUAGGCAUUGUAACUGUAAGGUGGAAGUACUUAAGAACCACAACCACCAGCAGACAAGAAAAUAAGUUCUAAUAUAUUUAAACUGUAUACAAUUCCUUUUUCCACUAUAUGGUAAGACUUGUUGAUAAACUAUUUGAAUAUUAAAUAUUGUUAAAAACUUUCUCUAAUGGGUAUAUGAAUAUGGUUUUCUUCAGACAACUGGGCCCAUAACUGGUAAUGCAAUAGAAUGAAUCAGAGCUAAUUAAUUCCUAUUAAGAUGCAGUUUGUUACAAACCUGUAUAGGCCAAAGAUAUUUUAAAAACUAUAUUUUAAUAACAACCAAAUCAGUGUUUGACAAGUGCUGAUAUGUAAAGCAUUUGAUGCUUUUUGUAGUCCAUUCAGUGUGUAUCUGGUUGACAUCUGUUUUCUUACAAUAAACAUAUUUUGGGGUAUAUCCUGUGUUUUCUUUUAGAAAUAAAAGUGUUCGUUUUGCAAAUACUAUACAAAAGUGUAGCUUUAAAACAGA
Hyla sarda is the source of this 11289-nucleotide messenger RNA. RefSeq names its product fibrillin 2 (gene FBN2). The transcript has 65 exons. The record is from RefSeq and is a predicted model, not a curated record. Bases 388 to 9027 code for a protein of 2879 amino acids. NCBI's taxonomy places the organism in Eukaryota, Metazoa, Chordata, Amphibia, Anura, Hylidae. Gene Ontology annotation, molecular function: calcium ion binding.